Molecule: messenger RNA, 1668 nt
Organism: Xyrauchen texanus (razorback sucker)
Lineage: Eukaryota; Metazoa; Chordata; Actinopteri; Cypriniformes; Catostomidae
Gene: amfrb
Product: autocrine motility factor receptor b
Exons: 5
Coding region: 169-861 (230 amino acids)
Biological process (GO): protein K48-linked ubiquitination; endoplasmic reticulum unfolded protein response; ubiquitin-dependent protein catabolic process
Cellular component (GO): ubiquitin ligase complex; endoplasmic reticulum; cytosol
Molecular function (GO): ubiquitin protein ligase activity
Source: RefSeq, a predicted model, not a curated record
UGGAGUCACCGCUAAACCUUUGGCUCAAGGAAGUUUUUAACACUGUUUCGGACGGUCGAACUUAAAGUAGCGUUUAAUUAAAAAAAAAAGGUCUAUUCUAUUAUAUUGAAACUAGGAAACGUUAUUUAAAGAGAGAUACAAAAAAAAAACAAAUAUAGUAUAUUGCUUAUGGCGCUCAGUGUUGUGGAUCGGUUGUUUUGGUCAAGUGCUGCAACGUACGCAGUAGUCAGUGUCUUUCUGCUAUCAAGAUGUGUUUACAGUGCUUAUGAAAUCGUGAGAGAUCCUCUGAAAGGCAAACUCUCUGAGGAGUCACUCGCUGGCAGGACAGGUGAUGAGAAUGACAACGAUGAGGAAUUAUAUGCAACAGUAUUGUGGUAUCUUGCAAGGGAUAGUUAUUGUAUUUGGGUACUUGUGAACACAGUGUGCUGUUUUCUCCUGCUGAUGGCGAAAUGUAUCCAGAUUAUUGUGUUCGGGGAUCUUAGAAUAAAUGAAAAACAGAACCUCAAGGACAAAUUCUGGCACUUUAUUUUCUACAAGUUCAUCUUUGUCUUCGGUGUGCUGAAUGUGCGGACAGAGGGAGAGCUGGUUAUGUGGUGUCUGUGGUUCAUUCCACUUCUCUUUCUCCAGCUAUUGGCCCAGCUCUGCAAGGAUCGUUUUGAGUAUCUCUCAUUCACUCCCACCGCGACUCUAAGCAACCAUAAGCAUGUGUUGCUCGUGUUGAUGUGUUUGCUUGUGUCCUAUGGGGGGCUCACUGUAUCAUGUGGUCAUCUGGGUUACUCCAAUGGGUCUAAUGGUAAUUGUAUAUAUGAGCCAUGUAAUUAUACGGUAAGUCUUUUUCAAGACCUUCCACAUCAAACAUGAUAUGUGCCUUAAGUGAUAUCAGCCAUUCGGCUAACAACCACAUAGCUGUAUAAGCAAGUAGGAUGAAAAUAAAAAGUAUUUUUUAAACUGUCUUGAGACCAGUUUCCUUAAGAGGUACAUUCAUACAAAACACUGUUGGUUAAGCCUUUGACUGAUUAGGCUGCAAGGCAACAAGCAUCUGCCUAAUCUUUUGGAUGCAGUCAGAAAGUGUCUCUGAUUGUCUAAAAAAGUGUGAGCUACUCUCCUGACUCUUUUUUGCAAGUUUGCAAAGGGUUAUAGCGGAGGCAGGUUUGAUUUCUUAUGAAACCUUUUUCAUUGAUAUCUAUAUUAACAAUUAGCAGAAUCACAAAUUACACUACUUUCAUUUAAACUGAUCUGCUUCUAAAAAGUGUAUCUAUGUGCAGUAAUACAUUUUUAAGGAGUUUUAAUCAAGUCGUUUGGGACUUGAGCCACACACACACACACACACACACACACACACAUAUAUAUACCGUAUAUAUAUGUUUAUACGUAAGUCCCAAAAGACUUGAUUAAAACUCCUUUAAAAAUGUAUUACUGCACAUGCGAAUAAGCCGGUCUAUAAAUUUUUUUCUUGUAUCUUUAUGUGUUUUAAACUGUUUUUUACUGUUUUUUUCUCUGCUAUAAAUGACAAGUGAUUUUAUUCAGGUGCACAAUUCACCUGUAUGACUUGAGCUGUGAAGGUUCCUGGGAUGAUAAAGAGGUCUAUAUUUAUUACACAGACUUUAUCAUGGAUAUGGGCAUUCUUUGCCUAGACCUGAUGCAUCAUAUUCACAUGCUGGUAAGUUA